AUGCUCCUCCGUCUCUUUGCGGUGGAGGAGUCUGGAGACGACGCUCAGAAAUGGCACCUCGCAAGGGGAAGGAAAAGAAGGAAGAACAGGUCAUCAGCCUUGGGCCAUCAGGAUGUGGCCCAGAGGUUCAAGGAGCUGGGCAUCACUGCCCUGCAUAUCAAACUCCGUGCCACAGGAGGAAACAGGACUAAGACCCCUGGACCUGGAGCCCAGUCAGCCCUCAGAGCUCUUGCUCGCUCAGGGAUGAUGAUUGGAUGGAUUGAGGAUGUCACCCCCAUCCCCUCUGACAGCACCCAAAGGAAGGGUGGUCGUCGUGGUCGCCGUCUGUGAACAGGACUUCUCAAAUUAUUUUCUGUUAAUAAAUUGCUUUGUAUAAGCUAAA
Messenger RNA from Onychomys torridus (southern grasshopper mouse), 382 nucleotides. Its product is annotated as 40S ribosomal protein S14. Gene Ontology annotation, biological process: ribosomal small subunit assembly; maturation of SSU-rRNA from tricistronic rRNA transcript (SSU-rRNA, 5.8S rRNA, LSU-rRNA); translation. The transcript has a single exon. Gene Ontology annotation, molecular function: small ribosomal subunit rRNA binding; structural constituent of ribosome; mRNA 5'-UTR binding. Bases 1 to 330 code for a protein of 109 amino acids. The record is from RefSeq and is a predicted model, not a curated record. Gene Ontology annotation, cellular component: cytosolic small ribosomal subunit; ribosome. Lineage: Eukaryota; Metazoa; Chordata; Mammalia; Rodentia; Cricetidae.